UUUACCCACGAGAAUGCUAUACGAUGACGUGACAAGAGCAGGAUGGUCGUUAGCAGUUGUAACAGAAAUCCCAACAGGAAAAGGUUUUGGUUUCUACUUGAAAUGAAACUCUUUUUUUCUCCCUUUCCGUUAUGGUUUCUACCUUGACGACGUGAACAAAAGCGGCUGUAGAAGCUUCAUAAUAUUCUGACAAGGAUUUACUCACAAAUCAAACUCUAUCCUGACAAGAAUUUACAUCAAGUACAAUGCCCUCCCUCUUUUCUUUAUAAAUACUCCUGCAGGCUUCAAGUCUCAAACACAGGAAGCAAAAGCUUAGUCACCAUGAAAAACAUUGAUUCUUCAACGUUCAAAGUCGAAGAACGCAAGAAAGAAAGCGAGGAGGAGGUGGAUGUUUUGUUUGUGACUGAAAAGGAUUUGAAGGAUGGAAAUAUCGAUAUGGAUGCUAAGGUGACUGGCUUUGAUGCUUUAGUGGCGGUUUGCCAUAUUGCUUAUAAGAAACUCAAGCAAAAGAAGAGGGAGGAGAAACAGAAAGUGGAUGCAAUAUUUGGGGAUGGAAAGAUAGACGGGCCGGUGAGGGAGAAAGCUCUUAAAAAGCCUGCUGAUUACUUUGAAUUAAAGAAGAAAGAAAGGUUUGCGGGAGAGAAGCUACUCAGUUCUGCUACCAAGAGCGGUGGGACAAGUAACGGGGGAGGAAUAUUGAGGCGGAGAUUUAAUAAGGUGAAUGAGCCUAUGUCCGACCAGGUUCAUGAUGGCUUUACUACUAGGAAGAGAACUUCUGAGGAGAGGCCUUCUUGUUCUACGGACAGGUAUAAAAGGAAUGGUUUUAGACAAGGAAUUAUGACUGGGGUUAGUGAUGGAGGAUGGAACCAAGACUUGUUUUUGAGAAAGGAUACCGUUUUCAAACGAUCCUACGCUCACAGCAAGUCAAAUAAGAGAUUGAAGGAGGAGAUGCCAAACUGUGGUCUUGGCUCACCAGCAGAGUUGCCUCAAGAAGUCAAGGAAAGAAUUGCUUCUAUGAAAGGCAAAGAUGUGGAGUUAGUGGUGGACAAACUGUUGUAUGCAACUGACGUGAACGCUGGCAACAGUCGUCUGUCGAUCCCUCAUAGACAAGUUAUAGCUAAGAAUUUCUUGACAGAUGAAGAGAAGAGGGCUCUUAUGGAUGAUAAUUGUCUGAAAGUAAAGAUUCUUGAACCCUCUUUGGAAAUGGUUAGUGACAUGAAUCUCAAGCAAUGGAACAUGUUUAAGGAGAAGGGCAGUGUUAGUUCAUCAUAUGUGUUCAUAACACAUUGGAAUUCUCUAAGGAGAAGAAGUAAUUUGCAUAGGCAAGACAGAAUUCAGGUUUGGUCUUUCCGAGUAGAAAACGACCUCUACUUUGCUCUUGUUAAGGUUGGUGAAAGAUAAGAAGAACGAAAUUGUUCUAACAGAAGCAAUACCGGUUCAUCAACUGGUAGCCAUGCUGGUGUGGUUGAAUAUGCGAGUCCUAGUUUAAGAGAAGGAUUAGAAGAUGGUGGCGGCGGCGGCAGUAGUCAGAAUGGAGAAGAAGAUCCACCGUAUUCUGCUAGUCUGCUUGAAGAUGUUGAUUAACAACUUA
Messenger RNA from Populus trichocarpa (black cottonwood), 1591 nucleotides. RefSeq lists its product as uncharacterized. The transcript has a single exon. The coding region runs from base 322 to 1401 and encodes 359 amino acids. Gene Ontology annotation, molecular function: DNA binding. The record is from RefSeq and is a predicted model, not a curated record. NCBI's taxonomy places the organism in Eukaryota, Viridiplantae, Streptophyta, Magnoliopsida, Malpighiales, Salicaceae.